AUGGGAGAGAGGGAGGUGCCGACGGAGUUGGUGCGCCACAUCCUCUCUUUCCUCAAUGACGAUCCAGCCGUCUGGCCAGCCGGAGAGGAGCCCACCGGCGAGGUCCUGUACGCGUGGAGGCACACGUUCUCGGAGAACGAGGCGGAGGAGGAUGAGUGGUUCGAGUACUACACGCAGCUGGUGGCGAUCAGCCGCGCGGAUGCGGCCAUCAACCAGCCGCGCACCCGGCACACCAAGUACUACUCGGGCUGCCCCAAACGGGAGAAACUUGCAUCGGGCCAGGUGUGGACCCGCCAGCCCUGGGCCAAUGUCUUCGAGCGCUUCACCGCCCAUGGCUGCUCGUCGCUGAGCUCGGGACCGCUGGCAUCAAUGAUCCGGCUGCUGCUGUUGGCUUCGGAGAGCCCCGUGGCCCUCACCGACGCGCGGCGCGGCGGCCACCCCUUCGUGACGACCGACUACGUGGACCUCAAACUGUUCGUCACCAUCCGGGCCUCGGCCCAGGCCUGGCUUCCAUGGUCGCCUCCCGCCCAGCCUUUUUCGUCUCGCACCCUGUGCCUGCACCUCAGGGACGAAAUGCACCUGUGA
This is a messenger RNA of Acanthamoeba castellanii str. Neff, 585 nucleotides long. RefSeq lists its product as uncharacterized. NCBI's taxonomy places the organism in Eukaryota, Discosea, Longamoebia, Acanthamoebidae. Bases 1 to 585 code for a protein of 194 amino acids. The record is from RefSeq and is a predicted model, not a curated record. The transcript has 3 exons.